This is a messenger RNA of Calidris pugnax (ruff), 1420 nucleotides long. It is a transcript of the gene SARS1, whose product is annotated as seryl-tRNA synthetase. NCBI's taxonomy places the organism in Eukaryota, Metazoa, Chordata, Aves, Charadriiformes, Scolopacidae. Gene Ontology annotation, cellular component: cytosol. The transcript is spliced from 9 exons. Gene Ontology annotation, molecular function: tRNA binding; ATP binding; serine-tRNA ligase activity. The record is from RefSeq and is a predicted model, not a curated record. Bases 140 to 1420 code for a protein of 426 amino acids. Gene Ontology annotation, biological process: seryl-tRNA aminoacylation.
GGUCCCAGAGGGGGGGUCCCAGCCCCACUCCCACGGGUGCUGGGGGUGAUGGCUCCUUCUCCCCUUCUCUCCAGGCAGGUUUCGUGCCGACAACCUCAACAAGCUGAAGAACUUGUGCAGCAAAACCAUCGGGGACAAGAUGAAGAGGAAGGAGCCGGUGGGGACAGACGAGUCGGUGCCGGAGACGGCGCAGAACCUGGAGGAGCUCACGGCCGACGUCCUGGGGGCUCUGCAGGUCUCCCAGAUCAAGAAGGUCCGUCUCCUCAUCGAUGAAGCCAUCCUCAAGUGCGACGCCGAGCGGCUCCGGCUGGAGGCCGAACGGUUCGAGAGCCUGCGGGAGAUCGGGAACCUCCUCCACCCCUCCGUGCCCAUCAGCAACGACGAGGACGCAGACAACAAGGUGGAGCGUGUCUGGGGUGACGUUGGCUGUCGGAAGAAGUACUCGCACGUGGACCUGGUGGUGAUGGUGGACGGCUACGAGGGAGAGAAGGGGGCCGUGGUGGCCGGCAGCCGCGGCUACUUCCUCAAGGGUCCCCUGGUGUUCCUGGAGCAGGCCCUGAUCCAGUUUGCGCUGCGCAGCCUGCGCUCCCGGGGGUACACCCCCGUCUACACCCCCUUCUUCAUGCGCAAGGAGGUGAUGCAGGAGGUGGCCCAGCUCAGCCAGUUCGACGAGGAGCUCUACAAGGUGAUCGGCAAAGGCAGCGAGAAGGCGGAGGACAGUUCUGUGGACGAGAAGUACCUGAUCGCCACCUCGGAGCAGCCCAUCGCCGCCCUGCACCGCGACGAGUGGCUCAGGCCCGAGGACCUGCCCCUCAAAUACGCCGGGUUCUCCACCUGCUUCCGCCAGGAGGUGGGAUCCCACGGCCGCGACACCCGCGGCAUCUUCCGCGUCCACCAGUUCGAGAAGAUCGAGCAGUUCGUCUACGCCUCCCCCCACGACAACAAGUCCUGGGAGAUGUUUGAGGAGAUGAUUGCCACCGCCGAGGAGUUCUACCAGGCCCUGGGCAUCCCCUACCACAUCGUCAACAUCGUCUCGGGUUCCCUCAACCACGCGGCCAGUAAGAAGUUGGACCUGGAGGCCUGGUUCCCCGGAUCCGGAGCUUUCCGGGAGCUGGUCUCCUGCUCCAACUGCACCGAUUACCAGGCGCGACGGCUGCGCAUCCGCUACGGCCAGACCAAGAAGAUGUUGGACAAGGUGGAGUUUGUCCACAUGUUGAAUGCCACCAUGUGUGCCACCACCCGCACCAUCUGCGCCAUCCUGGAGAACUACCAGACCCAGGAGGGCGUCCGCGUCCCCGAGAAGCUCCGGGACUUCAUGCCUGAAGGUAACCCCCCCCCAAAAAUCUCCCCCCACCCCCUUUCCCCAGGUGAUGUCCCCAAGUGUUCCCAAGAAGCUCCGGGACUUCAUGCCCCCAGGUAG